AUGGCCAUGACUCACUGUGUCCAAGAACUCGUUCGCGUCAUGCGCGACUCGGACGAGGGCGUCGAGGUUUGCGAUCGCCGCUGGCGUAUGCGCCGAUUCCGCAAGUGCUUUGUGGGAAGCGAGCUAGUGGAUUGGAUCCUGACGUACUAUGCAGUGAUGGACUACACGUCGACCAUGGCCCGCGCCCGUGCCGUGGCGCUCGGCCAGAUGCUGAUGGACCAGGGUCUCUUUGCGCAUGUGGUCGACCCGGAGAAGCCGUUUCUUGACGAGAAGCUGUUCUACUCGUUUGCGCCUGUUGGCGCCGACGAGCUCAUUGGCUGCGUCGCCAACCUCGGCGGCGAGGACAUCGAGGGCCCGACUGACAUGGAGCUCAUUGACAUUGCUGUCCGUGCACUCAACAUCGAUCCCGCGCUGUUUGGCGACGACGGCAGUGCGGCGCAGGAGUCGCCAGUCAACGAGGCCGAAGCCCGCGACCGCGAAAUCAAGCUCCUCGCCGACACCUUUGCCAAGCAUCCGCCGGUGGAGAUCAAGGACCGCAAGUACCGGCUCCGCACCUACAAGCAGUGCUUCCUCGGCUCGGAGCUCAUCGACUGGCUCUGCGUCGAGCUCAAGUGCUCGCGACCCAAGGCGCUCUCGGUCGCGAAGCGCAUGGAAAACGCCGAGAUCUUUGCCCACGUCGUCGGCGACCACAAGAUCAAGGACGAGCCGCUCUUCUACCACGUCACCGUCGCCACGGGCGACUCGACGCCCGACUCGACGCUCUACGACUUUUCCAUGGACACGCUCUUCCACGAGCCGUUCGACUUUGGCGCCCUCCGUGGCAAGGUCGUCAUCGUCACCAAUGUGGCGUCGUUCUGA
Thecamonas trahens ATCC 50062 is the source of this 858-nucleotide messenger RNA. RefSeq lists its product as uncharacterized. Gene Ontology annotation, biological process: intracellular signal transduction. Lineage: Eukaryota; Apusomonadida; Apusomonadidae. The transcript is spliced from 2 exons. Bases 1 to 858 code for a protein of 285 amino acids. The record is from RefSeq and is a predicted model, not a curated record.